AUGUUCUUCAAGUCUCUUAUCGCUACCGCCACCGUGGCCUUCUUCGCCGCACAGGCUGCCGCUGCCCCUUCAGCCAUGACGGGCACUGAGAUGGAGGCGCCCAACAACGAUGUCAGGGGCGUCCUCAUCGCCCCAGAUGCCACCAAUGCAUGCAACUGCCCCAAUAACUGCCGACACAGAGUUGGAGAUUCUUGCAAGUUCUACCAGCAGGGCUACGUUGUUACUGCAACUUGCCAGCAGGGUGGCGCUAACGGUGCCUUGAUCUGCAAGUAG
Messenger RNA from Pyrenophora tritici-repentis Pt-1C-BFP, 273 nucleotides. RefSeq lists its product as uncharacterized. NCBI's taxonomy places the organism in Eukaryota, Fungi, Ascomycota, Dothideomycetes, Pleosporales, Pleosporaceae. The record is from RefSeq and is a predicted model, not a curated record.